Populus trichocarpa (black cottonwood) is the source of this 915-nucleotide messenger RNA. RefSeq names its product glycine-rich protein DOT1-like. NCBI's taxonomy places the organism in Eukaryota, Viridiplantae, Streptophyta, Magnoliopsida, Malpighiales, Salicaceae. The transcript is spliced from 4 exons. Bases 1 to 915 code for a protein of 304 amino acids. The record is from RefSeq and is a predicted model, not a curated record.
AUGAAAGAACAAGCUGAAAGACAUACACCAAGAUUAAUGCUAACAUCCAGUUCUUUAAUGGAGGAGCAAUCAAUGGUUGUGGAAUCUGAAGUGGGGAGCAUUUGCACUGGCUCAUUUUAUACAGCAUCCGGUGCUGGUGGCACAGAAGAAAAUGGUAGUUGCUCCCGUGGAUUAUCUGGUGGUGGAAGUUGUGGAGGCUGGUCAUCAGGUACUGGUGGAGAAAAUACAGGGACUAAAGGUGUUGGUGGUGAUCCUAUAAAUGGUGGAAAAUCUUCCCCCGGUGGUGGUGGUGAUAAUAUCGGUAGAAAAGGUGUUGGUGUGAGCUCAUCAGCUGGUGUACUUGGUGGGGAAAAUAUUGGGGAUGGUGUCAACUCAUUAUCUGGUGAUGGGAUAUCUGGUUCUGUUGGUGGGUCAAAUAUUGGAACUAAUGGUGGUGUUGGUGUAAACUCAUCAUCUGGUGGUAUGUCUGGUUGGUCUGUUGGUGGAUCAAAUAUUGGGACUAGUGGUGGUGGAGGUGUGAAUUCAGGUGGAGGUAAUAGCCAUGGAUUUAUUGGCGAUGGUGUCACUUCAGGUGGUGUUGGUAAAGGGACCAGGGAAGGUAGUGGGAAUUCUAAUGGUACUGGAGGAGGAGAGGGUGGUGGUGAUGGAUGGGGAGGGGGAGGUGGAGGAGGUGGUGGUGGUGGGGAAGAGAGCGGUGGUGACGGUGGUGGUGGGGAUGUAGCAAUGGUUGUGGUGAUGAGCGGUGGUGACAAUGGUGGCGGUGACGAGGGUGGUGGGGAUGUAGCAACUGGUGGUGGUGAUGGACUACGGCAGGUGGUGAUGGUACUAAAGGAGGUUGCACAGCUGGUGAUGGAGAUAGAACAAGUGGAGGAGGAGAAGGCACUUGAGGAGGCAAUGGUGGAGUUCUCCUUCUAG